Trichoderma virens Gv29-8 is the source of this 2285-nucleotide messenger RNA. RefSeq lists its product as uncharacterized. The record is from RefSeq and is a predicted model, not a curated record. Lineage: Eukaryota; Fungi; Ascomycota; Sordariomycetes; Hypocreales; Hypocreaceae. The coding region runs from base 1 to 2052 and encodes 683 amino acids. Gene Ontology annotation, molecular function: sucrose:proton symporter activity. The transcript has a single exon. Gene Ontology annotation, cellular component: membrane.
AUGACGGCAUCAUCCCCCCACGGGUCCGACCACGGCGAACAGCCUGUUCCUCGCCAGCAACAACAUUCUACCCCAGGCGCCAGCACGCCAUCGACUCCAGGCGCCACCCCCCGCAACCGCUCUCUCGACGAGCAGCCAGUGCGCGAGCAGGAACUCGUAAACGAUGAACACUCGCCGCUGCUACCACCAGCCGACUACGAUGCAUUUGGUGCCAGAUCGGUCGGACGAAGCGAUAGCCAUGCGGAUGACAGCCAAACCACCAAGAGCUUGUGGUACCUGACCAUAUUGACUAUCGGUAUUGGAGGUCUCCAAAUCGCGUGGUCCGUCGAGCUCUCUAAUGGCUCGCCAUAUCUGCUGUCCCUAGGUCUGAGCAAGUCUCUUAUGGCUCUGGUCUGGAUCGCGGGGCCACUGACCGGUACCUUGGUGCAACCUUAUGUUGGCAUGCUCAGUGAUAACUGCCGCCUCUCAUGGGGUAAACGAAAGCCGUUCAUGCUUGGCGGGGCCGCUGCCACCAUAUUAGGGUUGCUCUUCUUAGCCUGGACAAAGGAGAUUGUCAGCGGAGUGUUGAGCAUCUUUGGGGCUAAUCCGGAAUCGCAUGGCGUCAAGACUACCAUUAUUGUGACAGCGGUGAUUGGAGUCUAUCUGCUAGACUUUGCCAUCAACACGGUUCAAGCUGCCCUCCGAGCUUUCAUUGUUGAUUGUGGGCCUGCCCAUCAACAGGAGGCUGCGAAUUCCAUGGCCAGCCGCAUGACAGGCAUAGGAAACAUCAUCGGCUACAUUGCGGGAUACGUUAAUUUGACGACGCCUCUCUGGUUCCUGGGCAACACCCAGUUCAAGAUUCUUUGCGCAAUCGCCAGUAUUUCGCUGGGAUCUACGGUCAUUUUGAGCGCUGCCCUGAUCAAGGAGCGGGAUCCUCGAUUGGACGGUCCUCCACGCAAGAAGCACAGCAUUUUUCUCUUCUUCUUUACCCUAUUCAAAUCCAUCAAACGACUGCCGCCUCAGAUCAAACGGGUUUGCCAGGUCCAGUUCUUUGGCUGGGUUGGCUUCUUCCCUCUCUUGUUCUACACAUCUUCGUACAUUGGCGAGAUCUACGUCCAGCCUUUCCUUGAAAAGAACCCCCACAUGACCCCUGAAGAGAUUGACAAGCUGUACGAGCAAGCAACUCGGAUGGGCUCGUUUGCUCUCCUCAUCAACUCCAUUGUUAGCCUGCUGGUUAAUGUGUUCCUCCCAUUUUUUGUUGCUCCAACUUAUGAUAGCCAUCCUGUACUAGAUAAUUCGGAAUCUGGCCCCAAAAAGUCGUUCUUGGAUCACCUCAGAAUACCCGGCUUCACCCUUAGACGAGCUUGGUUCGGGUCCCUCAUCCUCUUCGCCAUUGUCAUGGUUUGCACUGUAUUUGUAAGGUCUAUCAACGCAGCAACAGCCUUGAUUGGAGCCGCUGGAAUCACCUGGGCUAUCACUCUGUGGGCCCCGUUCGCCAUCAUCAGCGCUGAAAUCAGUCGGCGCGAUGCCCUCGCCCGCUCCAGGCGUCCCCGAAGAGACAACCGUGACGCUCCUCCGCCAUUGACUCCCGCCACUGGGCAUACGUCUCCGUUGGAAAUGGCGGAGGCAUCAAAGGAAGAGGAGGUGGAUCAAGCGGGCGUGAUUAUGGGCAUUCACAACAUGUCUGUUUCUGCUCCUCAAAUCAUUGCUAAUGUAGGCUCGAGCUUGAUUUUCAAGAUAUGGCAGAAGCCGAGGGGAACUCCAGGCGACCAUAGCAUCGCCAUCGUUUUAGCACUUGGAGGUCUCUUUGCACUGGUGGCCGCUUUUUUCGUACUCAAAGUCAAGGACGACGUGUCUGCUCCUCCGGAGACUUUGGCUGACGAAGAACAUGGCGAUGCGGACCAAGAUGAUGAUGACGAUAACGAUGAGACCCCUGGCAGAGACUUUUCUGGGAGCACCAAGCCUGGCUACUCUGCGGUGCCAACGGCGGACACUGAAGCCCCGGAAGCCCCGAGACUGGUAAGGAACGGGAGCUUUGGGGGUUUGGAGGUGGCGUCUGGUUCUGAUAGGUGAAGAGACGACUGGAUUUAGGGUGGCAAGAUGCUCAUUAACUGCGCAAUGCGGCGUGCUCUAUGGCACCAGGUAUGUAGCAGGUAGACGUAGAGAGUUGGUUUAGUACAUACGUGACAGUAGAACUCAGUAAAGCGGAAUAUUAGUUGCAUUAGUUUGGUUCUACCAAAGGGUAGGCCAGCAUACUUGGAUAUAUUUAUUAUUAGCGCACUUUGUUAAUAAUAUUUGUCAAGCGG